This is a messenger RNA of Diospyros lotus (date-plum), 2009 nucleotides long. Its product is annotated as serine hydroxymethyltransferase, mitochondrial-like. Lineage: Eukaryota; Viridiplantae; Streptophyta; Magnoliopsida; Ericales; Ebenaceae. The transcript has 16 exons. Gene Ontology annotation, molecular function: glycine hydroxymethyltransferase activity; serine binding; pyridoxal phosphate binding. Gene Ontology annotation, biological process: folic acid metabolic process; tetrahydrofolate interconversion; L-serine catabolic process. The record is from RefSeq and is a predicted model, not a curated record. Gene Ontology annotation, cellular component: cytoplasm. The coding region runs from base 121 to 1656 and encodes 511 amino acids.
AGAAGAAAGUGGGGGACGCAUCUGCGUUAGAGAGAGAGAGAGAGAGAGGGAGAGAGAUCGAAACGGCAAAAGCAAAAGAAGAGAGAGAGGGGGAGAGAGAGAGAGAAGCAGAAGGCUGCAAUGGCGAUGGCACUUCGUAGACUCUGCUCUUCCAUCAAUAAUCCUCCUCUUCGUUCCCUGCCUCAUGCCGGUUCCCUCUAUUACAUGUCAUCCCUACCAAGCGAAGCAGUUAGCGAGAGGGAGAAGUCUCGCAUCACUUGGACGAAGCAGUUGAACGCUCCGCUUGAGGAGGUAGAUCCAGAAAUCGCCGACAUCAUUGAACUCGAGAAAGCUAGGCAAUGGAAGGGAUUUGAACUCAUACCUUCCGAGAACUUCACAUCUGUGUCGGUGAUGCAAGCAGUUGGGUCAGUGAUGACCAAUAAGUAUAGCGAAGGGUAUCCUGGUGCUAGAUACUAUGGAGGAAACGAGUACAUCGACAUGGCUGAGUCCGUUUGUCAAAAGCGUGCUUUGGAAGCGUUUGGGCUGGAUCCUGCAAAAUGGGGAGUCAACGUGCAAUCAUUAUCUGGAUCCCCUGCUAACUUUCAAGUUUACACUGCACUACUGAAACCUCAUGAGAGAAUCAUGGCUCUUGAUCUUCCUCAUGGUGGACAUCUUUCACACGGAUAUCAGACUGACACCAAGAAGAUAUCUGCUGUCUCAAUAUUUUUUGAGACAAUGCCAUACAGAUUGGAUGAGAGCACGGGGUAUAUUGACUAUGAUCAGUUGGAGAAAAGUGCCACGCUCUUUAGGCCUAAAUUAAUUGUUGCUGGUGCAAGUGCUUAUGCACGACUUUAUGAUUAUGCGCGUAUCCGGAAGGUUUGUGACAAGCAGAAAGCUGUUAUGCUGGCUGACAUGGCCCACAUUAGUGGAUUGGUUGCUGCUGGCGUCAUCCCUUCUCCUUUUGAAUAUGCUGAUAUUGUGACAACUACAACACAUAAGUCACUCCGUGGCCCACGUGGGGCUAUGAUCUUCUUCAGAAAGGGGGUGAAAGAGAUUAACAAACAAGGGCAAGAAGUGAGGUAUGAUUAUGAGGACAAAAUCAACCAAGCUGUCUUCCCUGGACUUCAAGGCGGUCCCCACAAUCACACUAUUGCUGGUUUGGCAGUCUCCCUGAAGCAGGCCAUGACACCUGAGUAUAAGGCUUACCAAGAGCAAGUUCUCAGUAAUUGCUCAAAAUUUGCUGAGAGUUUAGUAGAGAAGGGCUAUGAACUUGUGUCUGGCGGAACUGAUAAUCAUUUGGUCUUGGUGAAUUUAAGAAACAAGGGCAUUGAUGGCUCUAGAGUUGAGAAGGUUUUAGAAUCUGUGCACAUUGCAGCCAAUAAAAAUACUGUUCCUGGGGAUGUGUCUGCUAUGGUGCCUGGUGGUAUCCGUAUGGGAACUCCUGCUCUCACUUCUAGGGGAUUUACUGAGGAUGAUUUUGUGAAAGUAGCUGAAUUUUUUGAUGCUGCUGUGAAGUUGGCCUUGAAGAUAAAGGCUGACGCCAAAGGAGCAAAGUUGAAGGACUUUGUAUCCGCUAUGAAAUCAGAUGUCUAUGUGUCUGAGAUUACAAAGCUCCGUCAUGAGGUCGAGAGUAUGCCAAACAAUUUCCUACAAUUGGUUUUGAAAAGGGCACAAUGAAAUAUAAGGACUGAUUGAUCAUCUUUACAAGCCAGAUUUGGUCGAUGGGCUGUCUUUUUAUAUCAACACAGGCUUGGGAGAGUUGAAGUACGGAUAAUUGUAGUGCCGAUCAUGAAGAAAGCAUGUUGUUGAGCUGAGAUUCACAGCAGCAGCAUGCAGCAAAAAUUGGGAUGCAUGUUUUACUUCUCACGAGGAAAGGGAAAAUAACAAUAAUAUAAAACGGAAAGGCAGGACUGCCAAUUUGUUGCAGAUGUGUAAAUUUUUUUAAUUUCAAUUAAUUCCCACGCAAUGUAUAAACAUUUUGGUGUUUGGUCACCUAGCCUUGUAUCUUGGCUUUUUGGUUGAUUCUGUUA